GGAAAUUAAAAAAUAUACUAGAAAGUGAAGCAGCAUGAGUCCUCUGAUUUCCAUCUAGCAACCUGGGUGUAACUGUAUCUGGUAUUUAGCCCAUUGCUGUUGUCUCUCUGCUCGCCAGGAAAAAAAUGUUUGUCGAUGGGUCAAAUCCCCAGCUGGGAAAAUUGUGUUUUUUUUUUUUUUUUUUUUUUUUUUUUUUUUUUUUUUAAACCAAACUCCGUCCUCAAAUGAUCAACCCUUAGCAAACAAACCCAUUUCCCCUUCUUUCUCUCAAUGCCACCAAAACUCCAUUCUUCUCUCUCGAAGCAGGCUAUCCCGCUCACAGAAGCCGUCUUCUUCUGUCCGUCCUGCUCAAUAUGGCGCUAUUCAUUGCCCUCGCUGACCACACGCCGGCGCAACAGGACUUUUAACCCACGUCGCUCCCGCUUCACGUCAACUUUCGCAGCCCAAUAUAGAGCUGCACACACAGUGAAUAUCACAAGAAAUAUACCAGAGCGGUUUCAAGGGCUAUAUUCCGCAUUAAAUGGUGUCCAUGAUACUGCUGCCAACCAUGUCAAUUCGAGUAGGCUGCAAUUGGCGCUAAGGGGGCUGGAGACUACGAGGCCGGUGAUCCGGCUUGCUGUCCUCGCUUUGGAUGAUACAACUACGACAGCCAGGCUUGUCCGACUACUACUGGCAGAUCCCUUGAGCCCGAAACAAGCAUGGGAGGAUUAUUUAGAGAAGCAUCGGAUGGAUGGAUCUCGCAGUCUAUUGAUAAAGUAUGGAGACCAAACGGAUCUCGCAGUGGAGAACAGCCUCGUACCAACGAUAUCAAUACCCUCGAGAACACUGCAAUCUUCCAACCUGGAGAUCCUUAUUUCACCUCUCAGGGCGAACUCGAAUUCAGAUGUCCAUAUCACCAGAAACACGUUCCUCGUUCCAACAAUCGCCAUCCAAUCGACCAGUACUGGAACCCAUACUUUUAUCCGGUACCCGGUCCACAAGAGCAUGAUUUGUGGAAAGGAGAUUGAUGGGUUGUUAGCAUAUACAAGACUAGCCGAACGUGCAAAUAUUACAGACAUGGAUUCGAUAUGUGCAUCGUUCGACUUCAGUUUAGGCCAAGGUUCAACCCAAAAGGGGAAUGGGAUCUCAUGUGUCGAUAUCGAACGUGCAGAGGUGGCAUUGAAUACGUUUCGAGAGUCGGUCCAAAACGCCCCGGAAUACGAGAAAGGCUGGUCGGGAAGCGGUGUCCAGCUGCUCAUAGAUUGGGUAUCAACCUCUCCGAAGGAUGACAUCCUAGAUCCGUCGAUUAAGAGGCUUGUAGGAUCAUUGUUAGACGAGGCCGAAGAGAGCAUUAACGCCGAAGAGAACAAAAGGAUACUGGCGCAGCAAGCCAAGAACGUCACGGAAGAGGUAAGGCUGGAUUUGGAUAGGACAGUCAGCGCAUGGGCGGAGCGUGCACACACAGAACUUCGUGACACACUCAACGAAGGAUUUGCAAAUAAAGCGUGGCGGAAUCUAGCUUGGUGGAAGUUGUUUUGGCAUGUGGAUGACGUGGGAAUGAUCAUCUCCCGUGUAUUACGGAAGAAAUGGCUCCCCGAGGCUGAGAAAGAGGUAGUCUGGAUUGGUGGGAAAAUUCACCAGGCCGGAUUACUGAACAACCUUUCAAAUUCAACGGCCAGAAUUCAGGAGUUACCUGAGCUCGGGGGAUCCCAUACUGGAGAAUUAUCGUCGAUGUCCUCUGAGAGGCUUUGGCCAACGCAAAUCUCAGACAUUCGCGACAGCCUUACAACCUCAAGCGUCCCCUCCCUGCAUUCCGUCGCGCAAAAUCUUGUCUUCUUUAGUUUAUCAACGACAUCACUCAGCGCUGCGCUGUCUGCUUUGGUGUAUAUUUCGACAUCUGGCACUUCGAUGUACGAAGCCGGCACGAUCGCAACAAUUGGGCUUUUCGUUUCGCUACGCCGGCAGCAAAAGGGAUGGGAUUCUGCACGUAGCCUGUGGGAGCAUGAGGUCCGCGAAGAAGGCCGCCGCGCCCUGAGGGACACUGAAGAGGUACUGCGUACCAUCAUUCAUGAGGGCGGACGGGCUAUCGAAGAAGCCCCUGAAACCGAAGCCAGGCAACAAAUCCACAAAGCCCGUCAAGCUCUCUCGGAUGUAAAAUAAUAGUUUCCCUUUAGUAUCCUAUAGUACCUGUUCCUCCUGCAAGCUAUCAAAAAUAAAAGGAGACUUGUAGACCCCCCAAGUUUUCAAUAUCCCGGAAGCAAAACCAAAUAAUCGCAGUCGUAGGCAUCAAACUUAGCCAAUUUCCACACUCCCCUCCGGCACCCCGCUUGUACUCCUCAACCUACUCGCGGAGAAACCGCAUAAUAGGAAACAUUUCCUCCCGAUUGCUCGGCAUCCCAUCCCCCCUCCUCCCCCUCCACCUCACCACCUCCACAUUCCCAAAAUUCCCCUUCGUCCUACCUAUCCCCGCAUCCGAAAGCGCACUCCCAGGGCCCUGACCCCCAACCAACAAGACGGGCGUCCCCGCCUUCCCCGCCCCAUCCUCUUUAAUAGCCGAAAGCGGCAAAACCCCUCCUAUCGCCACAAUUCCGCCCAGCUCCUUCUCCCCGUUCCCGUUCUUCCCAUCCGCAUCAUCCAUCAACGCACCCCUACCAACCUCCAGCCCAACACUCAACCCCAUACUAGCCCCCUGCGCAUAUCCCAGUAUAAAAAUCGCCCUCCCGCGAUACCCAAGCUUCCGCACCAGGACCGGCAAUAUCAGCUGCCGGACGAUCUUAUCCGUGGCGCGCGAGAAGCCCGGAUCUGCGUCGAGAGCAUCUGGAUCCAAGAGGAUGUCGUCGCCCCAAUGGUAGCCGGGGAGCUCGAAGGGGAGGGGCGUGGGCGCUUGCAGGGCGAUGCAGGUUGUUUCGGGGAGGUGGAGGGCGGAUGCGAAGGAGGUAAAGGAGGCGAUUGUGUCGCCUAGCCCGUGGAGGAGGAGAAGGAUGUUUGUGGAUCGUGAGGUUGGUGGGGGUGUUAUUGUGAGGAUUAGGGACGGGGGGAAGUCGGAGGGUUGGGGGAUGGGGGGCAUUGUGGGCGUGUACGUAGGUAAUUGUGUGGAGGAGGUUCGGUGGUCAUGACAAGUGUCGGGAAGGCGGGUAGGGGUUUUAUUUGAUGUGGACAAUUCAGAGGGGUUUGCUUUAUUAUUUGGGAAGUGGGGAGGGGUUGUGUUUUCGAUGUUUUGUUGCUUCUGGAAUGCGGUUGACGUUCCGUUUCGAAGCUUUCCUGGCGUGAGGUUUAACUGGAUAAGCUUAUUUAUUGAGUGGGCGCAUUGCAGGCUUCGUGGUCACUAUCUUGAUUGCAUAUAAUAGAUAUUGUUCUUACCUCGUAAAUGAAGCAGAAUUUGUAGCCGUGAUUUGAAAAGAAGCUUCAUUCCGGUGGAUAUUUACCUAAAGGGGGCAUGUGGACAUUAAUAAACCUUACAGAGUAGAGUAUUGGAACAGCAUUUGAAUCCUUAACCAGUCUCUUCAACAAAAAAAAAAAAAAAAAAAAA
Molecule: messenger RNA, 3508 nt
Organism: Blastomyces gilchristii SLH14081
Lineage: Eukaryota; Fungi; Ascomycota; Eurotiomycetes; Onygenales; Ajellomycetaceae
Exons: 3
Coding region: 271-2139 (622 amino acids)
Source: RefSeq, a predicted model, not a curated record